Messenger RNA from Toxorhynchites rutilus septentrionalis, 2239 nucleotides. Its product is annotated as transmembrane protein 165. Gene Ontology annotation, biological process: Golgi calcium ion transport; manganese ion transmembrane transport; Golgi calcium ion homeostasis. The transcript is spliced from 5 exons. Gene Ontology annotation, molecular function: calcium ion transmembrane transporter activity; manganese ion transmembrane transporter activity. The record is from RefSeq and is a predicted model, not a curated record. NCBI's taxonomy places the organism in Eukaryota, Metazoa, Arthropoda, Insecta, Diptera, Culicidae. The coding region runs from base 435 to 1865 and encodes 476 amino acids. Gene Ontology annotation, cellular component: Golgi apparatus.
UCAACCAAUGUUUUGUGACCUUCGUGAUACGUGUGAGUGGUGAUUCGCAAGAAGCGUUUUGCUCUCUGCAUUGCCUAGCCAAUUGAAUCCAUUCUUGUCGCGUCAAUCAUUGCGUUACUGUCAUCGAAAUCAACUCUAGCUUGUGCUCAUUCUGUUCGGCCAGUGCUUCACAUAUUCCACGACGAUUUCACAUUAGCUACAUAGCUGGAAAAGUUUACGCUUUACGCGCCGCCCUGUGUUUUACGCAUUCUCCCCACAAACUACGCAAUGAAACGGUGCUAAAAAUAUAGUGCAACUAGCGAGCAUCGAUCUUCUGUCUGACGCCAGCUGGAAGUGGUUCUAGGGGCUAGCAAGCUUACGCGUCUGCCAGAUUGUGAUAUAUUGAUCAGUAUAGUUAUAUAAACAGCACUAGUUUAGUAAGCACCUGAGCAACAAUGUCAGGAAAAAGUAUUAUGAACAAAUUUGUGAUACGAAACAUUGUCCGAAUGAUGGUCAAUUGCUCGUAUUUCUGUGUGUUUUAUCUGAUGAUUCUGAGUGCACUGGACACGGCGGGGGUUGGAGCAAACAAGCUACCAGAAGAGGACAUUUCAAUGGUGACCGAAGUGAACAAACUAGAGGACGGGAGCAGCCCCGGUCCCAACGAGAACAAAUCGGGAGGGGCUUUCUCCUCGGAUGUGGGCUUCGUGCACGCAUUCAUCGCCUCCUUCUCGGUGAUUAUUGUCUCGGAGUUGGGCGAUAAGACGUUCUUUAUCGCCGCCAUAAUGGCCAUGCGGCAUCCCCGUCUCACCGUGUUUAGCGGUGCGAUCGCUGCGUUGGCCCUGAUGACGGUGUUGUCGGCCGUCUUCGGAAUGGCUGCCACCAUUAUCCCACGUGUCUACACGUACUAUAUCUCAACAGCACUGUUCGCUCUGUUCGGUUUGAAGAUGCUCAAGGAUGGGUACUACAUGUCCGCAACGGAGGCCGCCGAGGAAUUGGAGGAGGUGCAAUCUGAUCUCAGGAAACGGGAGGAUGAGUUGAUGCGCUCGUUGAACGGUAGCCGCAGAGAAACGGUCGAGCUGGUUCCCUUGAACGAAAAUACCAGUAGCAAGGGCAUGUCAUCGCCGGAUCGAAACGGAGGUAGCACCUUGAACGGAUCGAUUCACUCCCUUGUCUCGAACAACCACGAUCUGCCACAACCACCACAUUUGACAACGAUUCGCAUGUCGGCAUCGGCAUCCCAGCUGCAAACAUCGAAUCACCAUCUCGCUAGUCAUCAUCUCAGUGAUAGUAGUAACGGUAUUAAUAGGAAUAAGCUCGCUUCAUCCAAAAGUCUCGCCGUGACGAUCGGCGAGCAGAACGAACAACGCCAACGGGCACGAUCUGGCCUGCUGGCCAAUGGGACCGCAGCUGCGGGUGCCAUCGCCAAUGGAACCGUAGCCGGGUUGACUGAUGAGAACGAUAAUACGACACCGGGGUCGACCGGUUCCCACAGCCACAGUAAACGGCUGGAAAAAGAAACCUCCGCUGCGCACAUCCAGGACACCGAAACGGGUGUGAUACGGAAGAACAAGCAGCGCAGUGCGCUCAAUCUCUUGAUGCGAAUCUUCAUGCAGGCAUUUACGAUGACCUUCCUGGCCGAGUGGGGAGAUCGAUCGCAGCUGACCACCAUUAUCCUUAGCGCUCGCGAGAAUGUUUACGGCGUUAUCACCGGUGGUGUGAUUGGGCACGCGAUCUGCACCGGUCUGGCUGUAAUUGGGGGGCGAAUGAUCGCGCAGAAGAUCUCUGUAAGGACUGUGACUCUCAUCGGCGGUGUUGUUUUCUUGUUGUUCGCCGUGAGUGCACUAUUUUUCAGCCCCGAGGAGGAUCCAGUGGAUGUGUCGCCUUAGGAAUCCGGACUGUAUAACAACACUGCGUCUAGCACUCUCUGAAAAAGGAUGUCCUCAUUUGUGUAUAUUUUUUGCAUUAGCUACAGUAAAACGUUUCAUCAAGCACAAGAGCCCACAUUGAGUCUUGUGUUUCGCUGUGUUUUGUGAAAUUUUCAUCCAUUUGAAGUUUUUUUUUUUUGAAUUUUGUACAUAUUUCAUCCACGAACCGUUUAUAAGACUUCGGACUAAGGAAAUGGUGUUUAUCAAUGACCGUCGUCAGAGACUUUUUGUAAGAUUCAACCAGGAACUGUAACCUUCCUUUAAAGCUUAUAAAAUAGAGCAAUCAAAAGAUAGAAGAAGUGUCUAUGGAGAGAUUCUUAUCUCAAUUAGCAAAA